Arachis stenosperma is the source of this 399-nucleotide messenger RNA. RefSeq lists its product as uncharacterized. The transcript is spliced from 2 exons. The record is from RefSeq and is a predicted model, not a curated record. Gene Ontology annotation, biological process: DNA integration. Gene Ontology annotation, molecular function: nucleic acid binding. The coding region runs from base 1 to 399 and encodes 132 amino acids. Lineage: Eukaryota; Viridiplantae; Streptophyta; Magnoliopsida; Fabales; Fabaceae.
AUGAAGAUCAAGCAUCAGUUCACCUCGGUAGAACACCCACAAGCGAAUGGACAAGCCGAGGUAGCCAAUAAAGUUAUACUGGCAGGGUUGAAGAAAAGGUUGCAAGAUGCAAAGGGAGCAUGGGCUGAAGAGCUUCCUCAAGUACUAUGGGCUUAUCGGACCACACCUCAGUUCGCCACAGGAGAAACACCUUUCCGACUUGCUUAUGGCGUAGAAGCUAUAAUACCAGUUGAAAUCAAUGAGCAAAGUCUGAGGGUAAGCUUCUACGACGAGGUUGGCAAUGUACAGGGGCACAAAGAAGAACUUGAACUACUCCCUGAAGUUCGAGAACAAGCCCAGAUAAGAGAAUUAUUAUCGUUUAUCUACGAAACGUACCGACUUAAGCUCGACAAAACGUAA